This is a messenger RNA of Balaenoptera acutorostrata (minke whale), 1359 nucleotides long. It is a transcript of the gene GLRA2, whose product is annotated as glycine receptor alpha 2. The record is from RefSeq and is a predicted model, not a curated record. Gene Ontology annotation, cellular component: synapse; postsynaptic membrane; plasma membrane. Gene Ontology annotation, molecular function: transmembrane signaling receptor activity; extracellularly glycine-gated chloride channel activity; transmitter-gated monoatomic ion channel activity. The coding region runs from base 1 to 1359 and encodes 452 amino acids. Gene Ontology annotation, biological process: signal transduction; chemical synaptic transmission; chloride transmembrane transport. NCBI's taxonomy places the organism in Eukaryota, Metazoa, Chordata, Mammalia, Artiodactyla, Balaenopteridae. The transcript is spliced from 9 exons.
AUGAACCGGCAGCUAGUGAACAUUUUGACAGCCUUGUUUGCAUUUUUCUUAGAGACAAACCACUUCAGGGCAGCUUUCUGCAAAGACCAUGACUCCAGGUCUGGAAAACAACCUUCGCAGACCCUAUCUCCUUCAGAUUUCUUGGACAAAUUAAUGGGAAGGACAUCAGGAUAUGACGCAAGAAUCAGGCCAAAUUUUAAAGGUCCUCCAGUAAACGUUACUUGCAAUAUUUUUAUCAACAGUUUUGGAUCAGUCACAGAAACCACCAUGGACUACCGAGUGAAUAUUUUUCUGAGACAACAGUGGAAUGAUUCACGGCUGGCUUAUAGCGAGUACCCUGAUGAUUCUCUGGACUUAGACCCAUCGAUGCUGGACUCCAUUUGGAAACCAGAUUUGUUCUUUGCCAAUGAGAAGGGGGCCAACUUCCAUGAUGUCACCACCGACAACAAGUUGCUUCGCAUUUCAAAAAAUGGCAAAGUGCUCUACAGUAUCAGGCUCACCUUGACCUUAUCCUGUCCCAUGGACUUGAAGAAUUUUCCAAUGGAUGUCCAGACGUGUACAAUGCAGCUGGAGAGUUUUGGGUACACGAUGAAUGACCUGAUAUUUGAGUGGUUAAGUGAUGGUCCAGUUCAAGUUGCUGAAGGACUGACCCUGCCUCAGUUCAUUUUGAAAGAAGAGAAGGAGCUCGGCUACUGCACAAAGCACUACAACACUGGAAAGUUUACCUGCAUCGAGGUUAAGUUUCACCUGGAACGCCAGAUGGGCUAUUACUUGAUCCAGAUGUACAUCCCCAGUCUGUUGAUAGUCAUUUUGUCCUGGGUCUCUUUUUGGAUAAACAUGGAUGCAGCCCCUGCCAGAGUUGCACUGGGCAUCACGACAGUCUUAACGAUGACCACCCAGAGUUCAGGCUCCAGGGCAUCUCUGCCAAAGGUCUCCUACGUAAAAGCGAUUGACAUCUGGAUGGCAGUGUGCCUUCUGUUUGUGUUUGCAGCCUUACUGGAAUAUGCAGCAGUGAACUUUGUCUCCAGGCAGCACAAGGAGUUUCUGCGGCUCCGGAGAAGGCAGAAGAGGCAGAAUAAGGAAGAAGAUGUUACUCGUGAAAGUCGUUUUAAUUUCAGUGGUUACGGGAUGGGUCACUGCCUUCAAGUGAAAGAUGGAACAGCUGUCAAGGCCACACCUGCCAGCCAGCUCCCACAGCCCCCCAAAGAUGCAGAUGCCAUCAAGAAGAAGUUUGUGGACCGGGCAAAAAGGAUUGACACGAUUUCUCGAGCUGCCUUCCCAUUGGCCUUCCUCAUUUUCAACAUCUUUUACUGGAUCACAUACAAGAUCAUUCGGCAUGAAGAUGUCCACAAGAAAUAG